Messenger RNA from Penicillium cinerascens, 1722 nucleotides. RefSeq names its product MDR family MFS transporter. The transcript is spliced from 4 exons. Gene Ontology annotation, biological process: transmembrane transport. Bases 1 to 1722 code for a protein of 573 amino acids. Gene Ontology annotation, molecular function: transmembrane transporter activity. NCBI's taxonomy places the organism in Eukaryota, Fungi, Ascomycota, Eurotiomycetes, Eurotiales, Aspergillaceae. The record is from RefSeq and is a predicted model, not a curated record.
AUGACUGCCAAUCUUGCCCCUGAGAAUGAAAUCGCUACGGCGGACGUGGCUGAGGCCGCUAUAACCCAAGUUCAAGAAUUGGAAGAGACAUCCCAGUAUCUGAAGCUCCCAAGUGUGAUCUUAAUCUCCAUUGUACUCUGCUUGGCCACCUUUUGCGUAGCAGUCGAUAAUACGAUCAUUUCGACCGCCGUGCCCCGGAUUACCAAGACUUUUGACAGCAUUGACGAUGUGGGCUGGUAUGCAUCAAUCUAUCCAUUGACGUCCUGUGCAUUUCAACCAUCCUACGGAAAGAUCUAUUCGAUCUUCUCCAGCAAAUAUGUUUUCCUAGCAGCCUUGUUCAUUUUCGAGAUUGGGAGUGUGGUUUGUGCGACCGCGCCGAGUUCUCAUGCUUUCAUUGCGGGGCGGGCAUUAGCAGGCCUCGGGUCGGCUGGCAUACAAGCAGGAACCACCCUCAUUCUUGCGGAGAGUGUGCCGCUACGCCAGCGACCGACAUGGAACAGCAUCAUCGGCAGUAUGUUUGCAGUGGGAAGUGUAGCUGGACCCUUACUGGGAGGAGCCUUUUCGGAUUCAGUAACAUGGCGGUGGUGUUUCUACAUCAAUCUUCCCAUCGGAGGCGCAGUAAUGAUCUUCAUCGUCUUUUUCUAUACUGGAAGUCGCGGUACCGACAAAUCUUCCAGGCCUAUCGGGCUCCGCGCCCAGAUCGAGCGCUUCGACUUGGCUGGUACCUGCAUUUUUGUGGCAGCAACAGUUUGUCUUCUCUUGGCACUGUCAUGGGGCGGCACCACAUAUGCAUGGGACAACGCCCGCAUCGUCGCCCUGUUAACCAUCGCGGGUAUUUUGUUCUGCUCGUUCUACGGCAUCGAACGCUGGAAGAAGGAUAACGCCAUCGUUCCUUUACGCUUACUCCGCAGGCGAAGCAUAGGUGCAGCUAUCUUAUUUGGUAUCUGCCUCGGAGGAGUGUUCUUUGUAUGUAUUUCCAACACAGACUUCGCACUGGAUCCUGCUAACCAAGACAUUACCAUCGUUUUAGCGCUGUGGUUCCAACUGGUCAACGGUGUCUCUGCCGUUGAAUCCGCGAUUCUAUUUAUCCCAUUUAUGCUCAGUGUCGUCGGCGGAUUCAUGUUCGCUGGCUUUGGGACCGCUGCAACGGGAUACUACACACCUUUCGUCUACGCCGGCUCAAUCCUCAUGUCGAUCGGCACUGGCCUGCUUACAACCGUCCAGCCUCAUCUAACCUCGCGGGCUAAAUGGAUCGGAUUCCAGAUUUUGUGUGGAGUCGGAAUCGGCUUCGGAGAGGAACAAGGAAUCUACAUGGUGCAGACAACCCUCCCCGAAAAGGAUGUAGCGAUUGGCGUUGGCAUCGUCUUCUUCGCACAGACAUUCGGUGGGGCCCUCUUUGUGUCCGUGGCGCAGACUGUCUUCCUAGAAAACAUCCGCAAAGCACUGAAAACGAUUGCCCCAGACCUGAAUCCUCAAAGUGUUCUCAACAGCGCAUCCGCAGGCUCUGCUCAGACAUCACCAGAAUUACAGGCAGUGUACGCCCCAGCAAUCAAAAACGCUCUCCGGGUUGGUAUGAUAUUAGCAACUGUCUCGGGUCUAGGUGCCUUGCUGUAUGAUUGGAAAAGUUUAAAAGCGAAGGACGAGGAUGGAAACAAUGGACCUAGCAGGGACCGUGGGAUAGAGCUGGAGGCACAAGUUCGAACAGAGGAAAAGAAGGUGUGA